Trematosphaeria pertusa is the source of this 590-nucleotide messenger RNA. RefSeq lists its product as uncharacterized. The transcript has a single exon. The record is from RefSeq and is a predicted model, not a curated record. The coding region runs from base 108 to 524 and encodes 138 amino acids. NCBI's taxonomy places the organism in Eukaryota, Fungi, Ascomycota, Dothideomycetes, Pleosporales, Trematosphaeriaceae.
GCAUCGAUCAGCAUAUCUCACUACAGCAGCAAGCAAGAACUCUACCGUCGCCUUCCCUUAAUCAACACAGCUCACAUCAACAACACCCUACCGCAACUACCAUCGAGAUGCCCUGCCUUCCCAUCGACUACGACGCCCUCGCCGCCGUCUCCAGCACCCACGACCCCAGCAAGCCCAUCUACAUGCUCAACCUCUGGAAAUACCGGCCAAGCGCCGUUUACGCCUCUGAGCACGCCGCUCUCGCAGGCCAGCCAUGCACCGGCCGCGAAGCCAUGGAUCGCUACAUCACCGCCUUGCGCCCGCUUCUUCCACAGGGUGUUGGGCGUAUCUUCAGGAGCGUGCCGAUUGCGUCUGUUAUUGCGCCGAAGGGCGAGGAAUGGGAUCUUGUGGCGAUCAAUAGGUACCCGACGCUUGAGGGGUUUAGGGAGAUGCUGGAGAGUAGGGAGUAUAGGGAGAGGGCGCUGCCACAUCGGGAGGCGGGGUUGGAGGAGUGUCGGUUGGUUAUGUUGGAUAAGAUGGAGUGAGGAGUGCACUCACAGUGUUCCCCUUGCUUGAUCUCAGAACGUCUGUUCUUUACUGCGCGAGGAAGU